Molecule: messenger RNA, 873 nt
Organism: Clonostachys rhizophaga
Lineage: Eukaryota; Fungi; Ascomycota; Sordariomycetes; Hypocreales; Bionectriaceae
Source: the annotation of a GenBank genome assembly
AUGCGUAGCCUUCUUGUUUUGAGCGCAGUGGGCGCGCUUCAAAUACUGGGCGCCUCAGCACAAGACGCCAAGGCAGACUGUAUUCAAAGGGGCAUUGCCAACGCAAUUACUCAAGUCACAACGUGGGGAUGCGCUUCGGCCGAAGACAAGACGUGUCUCUGUGGAAGUGCUCUCACACAGUUCAAAGAAUCUGUAGGCCGAUUUGCCUACACUGAUUGUCAAGCCCAGGCUGAUGAAAUUACUGGAUUUUUCAAUGAUUCAUACUGCAAAGGUGUUGUUGUCCCAUCGUCAAGUACAGCCGUACCGAGCUCAACCACUGUCGAAUCAACCUCGGCCGCCUCCUCCACGACCGUAGCGGAAACAACGUCGGCGGUCUCUUCGUCUGCUACUACACAAUCAUCCUCAUCCUCCGAAGUAUCCACCACAGCAACAUCGACCGCCUCUUCCUCCUCAGUGACCAGUGGAGCUUCUACGACCCUUGCGACAUCUGCGUCCUCAACUUCGGCGACUGCUGCUGCUACCUCGACUUCAGCAGGCAAGGAUAGCAGUAAGGAGGAUGAUGACACGGAGGCGGCUGGGGCAGCCGGAGGACUCUCAAAGGGCGCAGCGGUUGGGAUUGGUGUUGGUGUUGGUGUUGCCGUUAUUGCAAUCGUCGUUGUUGUUAUUGCUCUCCUCCUUCGACGCAAGCGACAAAACCAAGCUCCUGCUAAACGCCCCAUGGACAUCUCAAGACCGAUCCAGAAAGAUAGCAGGCCUUAUGCAUCGCAGGACCAGGGUUCUUAUGUGGAGAAGCGAGGGGGGGAAUCAUUCGAAAUGCAGGCGAACCGAUACGAGGACAUGUUGCCGCGGCAAACACCUCGUACUAUGGUGUAG